Peronospora belbahrii is the source of this 1971-nucleotide messenger RNA. Lineage: Eukaryota; Oomycota; Peronosporomycetes; Peronosporales; Peronosporaceae. The record is from the annotation of a GenBank genome assembly.
AUGGUCAACCUUAUUGUAGAAACGCUCUUUCGUGUUUUAACGUCCGUUGCGUCUGUCAGUGUAACGUUGAGCAUGGGUCCGUCAAUCUACCGGAUCUAUUGCAACAGGGAUACAGGUGUUGCGUCCGUGCUACCACUUGUAUGUAUGGUUACAAACGCCCAUGUGUGGAUGUUAAAUGGUGUUACGGUUAAGAACUGGUUUCCCGUGUUUACCACCUUUAUCACGUCUGACGUUAUCGCUAUAUGUUACGUGACUGUAUUCUACUGCUAUGCGCGUGAUCGUAAGAAAGCUCUUUGCAGGAUCAUUAUUGGAAGUAUUAUUCUCUGUCUCGUCACGACCUACGCAAUCCUGGGCAACGCAGGGCGCACCAAUCAAUCGCAAGAUGGCGUAGAAACGACAUUGGGUAUCUUGGGUGUUUUGGCUGGGCUUAGCAUGUUUUGCUCGCCAUUCGAACGAAUGAUGAAAAUACUACACUACAAGUCGGCGGUCUUUAUCCCAAUCCCGAUGGUGGUGACUGGCACAUUGAACAACCUUAUGUGGCUCGUAUACUGUCCAAUGGUUGGAAGCUGGUUUCUCUUCGGAAGUAAUGUAAUGUGUCUGCUCGUGUGCUCGGUGAACCUUAUUCUCUACAUCAUUUACAACCCAGAGACGCAUCCGUUGCCCUUGGAAGAAGGUGAUGGAGACGAAAACGCUCCUUCUAGAGUCGAGUCAGUGUCCAUCAAUAAGUUUACAUCCAGGCCCAAUCAAUUUGGUGCUACAAAGGUACACGACACAACACAAGGCUCACGUCCAUCCAUGAUGGCGUCUAUAAUGAGACCUUCUUCUAUGAUGCGACAGUCUAUGGUUACUGAUUUAAGCAACAACUUUUCUCAAACGAAAAUUCAUGAUGCAAACGUACAAGUUUUUGCUAAUGACGUGCUUAUGGAAGGCGCAUUGAUGAAAAAAGGCGAGGCUGGAUUAAGAGGAUGGAAGAAUGUAAGUCGUAUAUUCGUCCUACGUGGUAAGGAGUUGUCAUAUUACACCAUUGAUAACAAACAGCAAUAUGGUGCAUUGAAAGGCAUGUGGGAUGUCGUGGGAGCGUCGGUGGAACGUCAGGACAAUGUCUCGUUUAGUUUGAAAUUGGCCAACGGGAGUAUUCGUAUCCUUGAGGCCCCUGAUGUCCAGACGCUUAUGGAUUGGAUGACGGCGAUUGCCGUUGCUGCAGAGGCUCACUUUGUACAACCGGCAACGGACUUGUCGCUUGUGGAUCAGAGCCGCACGACGCAUAUUAUUUUGGUGCGUCACGGCCACUACGCCAGGUCGCAGACGCCGUCCAUCGACAUCAAUGGACCGUUGACGGAGUUGGGAAUACGACAGGCCCGGGCAACGGGUAGAUUUCUGCAUACUUAUUUGUCAGAGAGGAUGGUAUUGAAGCGGUUCCCAAAGUUCUUGGUGUACCAUAGCGGCACUCGUCGAGCCGUGGAGACGGCAGAAUACAUUGGAAAUGCUUUUCCAGAAAAAUCGCUGCAGCUUCGUGAGAACAAGUUGUUCCGUGAAGCGUGGCCGGGCAAUCCACUGCCGAAUGGCAAUCGCCAGCAAUUGGCACGAGAAAAGCUCGACAAUAUGGUGUCAGACUGCGCUCGCCUUAAAAUGGCGUACCGUACCAUGUUUCGGCACCUUAUUCCGCAGGACCUGGAGGUUGAGGAGCACAAGUUGAGCGAAGAAGACCACACGCACUACGCCAGCAAAUUUGGGGCACGCUCGACGCAGACUCGUGCGAACGACAGAUUUCGUGUGAUGGUGUGUCACGCUAACAUUAUCCGUUGGUUCGUGUGCAAGGCGUUAGGUGUCAAUCCGGACGGCACAUGGGGUCGCAUGCGCUACAAUCACUGCGGCAUCACUGCCAUGGAAGUUGAUAGUGUCGGUAAUGUGCAGCUUACAUACAUGAACCAGACGGGACAUUUGGAGACAACGCAGCUUACUGAGGCGUAG